Echinostoma caproni is the source of this 139-nucleotide messenger RNA. The record is from the annotation of a GenBank genome assembly. NCBI's taxonomy places the organism in Eukaryota, Metazoa, Platyhelminthes, Trematoda, Plagiorchiida, Echinostomatidae.
CUUGCGUCUGAUAUGUUUCACUACUACUACUACUACUACUACUACUACUACUACUAUUACUACUACUACUACGACUACGACUACGACUACUACUACUAGCACCACCAUCACCACCACUUUCGAUACUGUACAAAUUUAG